Molecule: messenger RNA, 637 nt
Organism: Schistocerca serialis cubense
Lineage: Eukaryota; Metazoa; Arthropoda; Insecta; Orthoptera; Acrididae
Exons: 4
Coding region: 29-637 (202 amino acids)
Source: RefSeq, a predicted model, not a curated record
ACUCACUUCUGCCACCGUGCACUGGACCAUGGCGGGGAAGAGAUGUGUGGUUCCCGUGCUGAAAGAGGCCGCCAGCUCUCUCAAGAAACUGCAGCUGCGCCUCUUUGACGUGGCACCCGAGGAGGAGGCCGCGACGUUUGCAGAUCUCGGAGAGCUGCACAACCUGCGUGAACUGCACUGCAAUCAGCUCUGCCCGCACCGGCCUCGCCUCAUCUCUCUCGCCUUCCAACUGGAUCUUUCCGGAUGCAGUGGGCUGGGCGGAUCUGCCGUGGCGCACGUGGCGCAGCUGCCAGCCCUCCGCACGCUGCUCCUCCAGUACAUUGACGACCUGACAGAUCUGCAGCCGAGCCUACGGCACGUCCUGGACUUGAAGCAACUGCGGUGCCUCGAUAUCCUGUACAGCGGCCACAUCAGAGCUGUGCCAUUUGAAGAAUUUUCUGUGAGGCUCGUGAACCUCAGAGAACUACAUGUGACGAAUGAGGAAGAGGAUGAGGUUUUCUACAAAAAUGUUUUUGCUGAGAUGCAGAGUCAAAUGCCUCGGCUCAGGAUAAUUAAUACUUUCCGAUGGACAGAGAAUGACUUCCUAACAGAUUACGAAAUGGAUGAUGAUGAUGAUGACACUGACAUAGGGUACUGA